GGGGCAAAAUGUCAUCCGGUUUAUCGAUAGAUUUCGGCGUCAAAACCUUUGUAAAUUCCACAAAAAGCGCUCAAUUAUAAAGAAUCAUGAUAAAAUAGGAAGAACUACAGCGAAUUUGAGCAAAUUAGCUUCAUAAUUAAACGUGAAAAUUGUCAACAAAAUUUUUCACCCGAUUGAAAAAGAGCCGAUUGAGUGAGAUUUUACUAAUAUUGAUUGCGAGUAUUGAUGAAAUUUUUUCCUACGUGUGUAUAGACAGCUUUACGUAAGUCAAUAAAUUUAUGAUUUCAUGCUGAUAAAAUAAGGCUGAUAAUGUAAGUAAAAUAAAGUCCGGGGAAUCCCAGAAAAGUAUUUACAGUAGAGUCUCGCUAGGCCAUCGCUCUAUAGUGCACUAUAGUCCAUGGCAUUUUUUAAUGUUAUCAACGACUUUUAGUAUUGAAAUUGCUCGACGGCUUCCACUUUCUUUGCGAUUGUGGUACUUGUCCUCGCUCUCUUCAUUAUAGAUCACAAUUAUCACAACUACUCAAUAAAGUUUGCCAAACAUAAUAGUUAUGACAACAUUGAAUGUCGCAUACUAAAAAACAUAACCUCAGUGAUUUGAAAUCAACGGUCAAUAUGUUGUGGACUAUAGAAGUGCCACGAGACUCUACUGUAUUUGUAAUCCUCAACACCAGACAGCGCUACUUUCUACGUGAAAACUCAGUGUGUCAAAAAAUAUUGCGACAUUUUACAUAAAUUUUCACAUCCGUGAUUAAAAGCGAUUUAACUAAUAAAUUUGUGAGAUUUUUCAUAAAAAAAUGGAUAAUCCAGAUAAAAAGAAGAGGAAUCGUCGAGGCAAGAAGGCUGGUGGAGAUUCGAGAGAAGAGCCUCAAGCUCCAGCACCAGGUGCAAGUCAGCAGAGAAAAGAUCCACCAAAGCCUGCUGAGGAGAGGAAACCAAUGGAACAAUUAGAGAAGAAACUCCAGAAAUCCCUUCAGAUAAAAGAAGGUGAUCAAAAGGAUUCUGGGGGCUCUCAGCAGACCAGCGAGCCUAAAAAGGCAUGGAAAAGAAAAGAUUUAAAAAAGCAAAAACAAGAAGAAGCACAGGAAAGCCAAGGAGUUGGUACUUCUGGACCUAUGAGCGUACCUGGAGGUCCUCAACCAAGUCAGCUUCCACAGCAAUUUGGCCCGUCCCAGCAAUCCUGGCCUCAGGAGGUACAACCGCAAAUGAGACAGCCUCAGCAGAUGCAACGAUCAGAGACUCCACAGAGUGUGAGUUCUCAAGGUGAUCAACAAUGGGGGCAACGUAAGCAAAAACCUCAAUAUCCUAAAGGGCAGCAGAAGAUGCAACAGCAAUCAUAUACACCUCAAAGUGCUCGUGAUUCUCCAAAACCGAGGCCUCCAUCUAAGGCUGAAUUUAAGAGUGCUCCAGUGACUGAGAGGCGUGAAUACUCUCCUGCACCAGAGGUUGCACUGUGCCCAUACAAAGGUCCUGGCACAGCGGGAAAACGUGUGAAGUGUGACACAAACUAUGUCGCAUUGAACCUGCAGAAUCUCGUCGAUGUGGCCUAUCAUUAUGACAUAGCCAUCGAUCCGGAUCGCCCAAAAAAGCUUCUUCGGAAUGUUUUUGAAGCCUUCCGGGUGAAGCACUUUCCGCGCAUGACAAUGGCAUAUGAUGGCAAUAAGCUUGCCUAUUCAGUUGGUCAGCUGACCCUGCCUCCUGGUGGACUUUCCGAUGAGAUUACAAUUGAUGAUGUGGCCAUGUCCAGGAAGAAGACUUACAAAGUGUCAAUCCAGGAGACUGUGGAUAAUCAAGUUCACAUGAUUUUGCUGAAAUCGGGGCAAGCUUUCAGAAAUGAGCCCGAUAGGGGUAAAGUGAUAAGGGCUCUUCAGUGUUUAGAAAUUGUCAUGCGAAUGGCUGCUGUUGGUGGCAUUCAUGUUGGUAGACAAUACUAUUGGAAACCUGAUCACAGACUAACUUUGGAUAAUGUAAUGGACCUUUGGACAGGAAUUUAUCAUAGUGCUGUCUUUGGCAGCAAACCCCUUGUCAAUGUUGACGUUACAAGUAAGGGUUUUCCAACUGAGAUGCCAGUUUUGGAUGUUAUGUUUGAGCAUAGAAUUGACUUGAAUAGACCCGAUAUGAGAUACUUCCAAAGCGUCAAAGCUCAUCUUAAUGGAUUGAGUGUGUCUUACGCACCGAUUGGACAGGAAGGCUCUCGCAGAGUGUACAAGUUUUGGGAUUUUAAAGAUGCAGCCAAUAGGCAGAGAUUUACACUAGAUGGAAAGUCCAUGACAGUUGAACAGUACUAUGCAGAGAAGAGGAUUAGAUUGAAAUAUCCGAACUUACCGGUGCUUCAUGUUGGUCCGAAGGACAAAAAUAUCUACUUACCAGCAGAAUUUUGUAUAAUUCCUGGUGGUCAGGCAGUAAUGAAGAAGUACACAGACAAUCAGACGCGUAGCAUGAUAAAGCAUACAGCAACAUCAACAGAUGAGCGCAAGAGGCGAAUUUUGGAAGUUCUCAAGAAAGUUAACUUCAAUCAGAGUGAAGUUGUAAAGGGCUUUGGAUUGAAUGUGGGCAAUCAAUUUGAAACAGUGGAUGCCAGAAUUCUCAAUGCUCCAACAUUGGAAUAUGCCAGAAAUAAGUCACAAAUUCCAAAAGAUGGUGUUUGGCAGAUAAGAAGUGAACAAUUUAUAGUGCCUACAUCAAUUAAUAAUUGGGCAGUUUUGGUUUUGGAAGCCAGAAGACCGGAGAUGUAUCUUGUUGGUGAAUUUGUUAAUAAGAUAAUAUCAGCCGGAAAAGCACUCAAUAUGACAAUUGCCCGACCAAAAGAUAUCAAACAGAUUGAUAUUGGUCGAGAUUAUCGAAAAUUUGACCAGGAAAUGUAUGAGUACAAGAAGGACAAUGUAGACAUUCUGUUGAUGGUAAUUCCAGGUUUUGGGGAAGCGUAUAAGAAAGUUAAAGUAGCUGCUGAGAUCCAAUAUGGGAUUUUGACGCAGUGCAUUAAGCAUGACACCAUCGUUAGGCGUGGUGACUUAUCAACCAUUAAUAACAUCCUUCUAAAAAUGAACUCCAAACUCAAUGGAUUAAAUCACAGGAUUCUGAGUGAGAAUCGACUGAAGUUGGGCAUUCUCAGAGAUGGGAACUUUAUGGUAGUCGGAGCGGAUGUUACCCAUCCAAGUCCUGGUCAAAACAAUGUACCCAGCAUUGUUGGAGUAGCAUCGUCCUACGAUGAGGAUGGUUUCAAGUACACUGGGAUGUGGCGUAUCCAGGCUCCAAAGCAAGAGAUAAUUGAUGAUCUGGCCAAUAUGGUUGCUGAACACUUGAGUUAUUACAGGAAGACUCGCAAUGUUCUUCCACAUACAAUUCUUUACUACAGAGAUGGAGUGGGAGAGGGUCAUUUUCAGACAGUUCUUGAUGUAGAAUAUAAAGCCAUUCAUGUUGCUGCUAGUCGUAUUCCUGAUUACAAGCCAAAGGUGGUGUUCAUUGUUGUCCAGAAGAGACAUCACACUCGCUUCUUCCCUCCGAAGGGUGGUCCGAACAAGUGUCCGAGUAUUGGGAGGAACUUCAAUGUACCACCGGGAACUAUUGUGGAUACGACAAUUGUACCACUACAACAGAAUCAGUUCUUCUUGGUAGCUCAUCAGGCGAUUCAGGGUGUGGCAAAACCAACAAAAUAUUGUGUCCUUGUGGAUGAAGCUGAAAUGUCAAUUGACGAUUUGCAAGCUCUCACAUAUAAUCUGUGCUACAUGUUUACUAGAUGCAAUAGAUCCGUAUCAUAUGUAGCACCUACCUAUUAUGCCCAUCUUAUGGCUGCCAGGGGAAAGGUCUACGUCGAUGGGGAGCAUUUGAAGAUGCAUGAUCUUGAGAUGGAAUACAGAAAGAGGAUAAUUAAUGAUGACGUUGGAGUGAAACAUCCAAUGUUUUUCGUCUAACUUUGUCUUCGUCCCUGAGGUCCUUGAAGUUAUGCAGUUUUUAUAUCUCAUUUAUCAACUUUACUCAAAUAAUCUUCACUACACUCUACACCUUAAUCUAUAUAAUUGGGCUGAAAUUGGCUUAGGGAAUCAUUUUUUUUCUGCCGCUUAUAUGCUUAUAAAUAUUUUAACAUUUGUUUCGUUCAUUGUAAAAAAAAACAAAAAAAAAGAAUUCGACAUUAAUAAAAAUAGUUGAAUUCAA
Messenger RNA from Phlebotomus papatasi, 4149 nucleotides. Its product is annotated as protein argonaute-2. NCBI's taxonomy places the organism in Eukaryota, Metazoa, Arthropoda, Insecta, Diptera, Psychodidae. Bases 795 to 3908 code for a protein of 1037 amino acids. Gene Ontology annotation, molecular function: protein binding; RNA binding. The record is from RefSeq and is a predicted model, not a curated record. The transcript is spliced from 5 exons.